This is a messenger RNA of Apis laboriosa (Himalayan honeybee), 7645 nucleotides long. RefSeq names its product leucine-rich repeat and calponin homology domain-containing protein (gene Lrch). The transcript is spliced from 13 exons. The record is from RefSeq and is a predicted model, not a curated record. Bases 187 to 2556 code for a protein of 789 amino acids. NCBI's taxonomy places the organism in Eukaryota, Metazoa, Arthropoda, Insecta, Hymenoptera, Apidae. Gene Ontology annotation, molecular function: protein binding.
UAUAAUCGUUUGCAUCCAUGCGCUUUACUAAAUUGUGAUCAGUAGCGCAGAAGCAAGUAUCGGGAGUAGUUGGUGGGUGUUAAUUUUUUUUAUAACAUCUUACCUCGUUUAAAAGACGAGUGGCUGAUACGCCAAGGAAGAUACUCGCUGUUGUACUUCCGCGUGUACGUGCCCGAAAAAUGUAAUAUGGCGAUGGUCGCGUCGAACAUGAGCGGCCACAUACAAAAGCAGCUCACUAGAAGUCUUGAGCGAAUUCUGGAAGAAGCACACUUAAGUGGUGAGCUCAAGCUUAGCGGUCGAAAACUUAAGGAUUUUCCAAAAGUCGGAAAAACAGGCUCUAGUAAAUAUAAUCUUCAGGAUACAGUUAUUGCCGAUUUAUCGAAGAACCGUUUCGCCGAAUUGCCGGAAGAGGUGACGGAAUUCCUGUUCCUCGAAAAGCUCCAUCUCUACCACAAUGCCAUAAGAAUAAUACCGGAAACUGUGGUGAUGCUACAGUCCCUCAACUACCUCGAUCUUAGUCGCAACCAAUUGACUUCUCUACCUCGGGAGAUAUGCAGGCUACCGCUGCAAACGUUAUUGGUCGCUCACAACAGAUUGGCAUCUCUGCCGGACGAAUUGGGCAGGAUGUCGGCGUUGGCCGAGCUCGAUGCGGGAUGCAACGAAAUCACGAAUCUGCCACCCCGCAUGGGCGAUCUCGCGCGACUUAGGUCCUUAGAUUUGAGGAGCAACAUGAUCGUGCACCUGCCUAUAGAACUGACGUACCUGAGACUCGUAAAGCUGGAUAUCAGCGGCAAUCGAAUAUCCGUGCUUCCGAACGAGAUGAGGAAAAUGAAGAGUCUGGUCGAUUUUCGGUUGUCCGAUAAUCCUUUGACCUCGCCACCUGCCUCGUUAUGCAUUCGCGGGCGAACGCACAUCUUUAAAUAUUUGGAGAGACAGGCGGCGAAACACGAGAGAGCCAGAGGUGGCCGCGCUAGGAGGACACCUUUGGAUGUUAGAGGUCACGCGACUUUGGACACGAGGACCCACAGGCGACACAACGUAGACAGUGGAUACAGCACGAGCGACGGCGUCGACAAACGCUGGUCUCAAGAGAUUCACAGCGCGGUGCACGACGGUGAGAUUCGAGGGUUGUGGCGUCAAGAAUGCUCGCCCCUUUCGAUCACGUUGCCUCACGAGACGGGCGUGAAUGGAUCCUGCAGCGGAACCUCGACUCCUAGUACCAUCUCGCCUGGCGAGCACACGUCUCUCGAGGAUGAGCUCGGCAAGGCAAUGAUACUGCACGAUCAAUUGGAAAAGAGGAAAUUAGAAAGGAGCACCUCGGAGAAUGGUGCCGAUGUCAGAAGACCGAUGACCUCUGGUUUCUAUCACGCGUCGAUUACGCCACCCGGUCCCCUCGAAUCCGCUCAUCUGAAUCAAACGUUGCCGGUAUCGACCAACACGCAAUCCGUGCAACCGUUGCAAACUUCGACCUCUACGAACGCUACCUCGUUGAUGAACGGAGACGAGAAAAGGCCGCUCAAUCAUAUUCAAACUUACAGAGAGUAUAAAGAGGCUUUGAGACAACAAAGGGCAAACGAAGGGCCGAGCGUGUACAGGCCGCGAGAACAAGUUACACCGCCAGGCAACGAAUCGCAGAACAACUCGGAGACGACGGAUUCGGCUAGUAACAAAGACGCGGUUGCUUUGACCGGUAAACAGAUCUUCAACGAGGAGAACGCGACCAAGAGACCGGUGCAGAAGGUAACACCGUCACGCAUCAACUAUCAGAACACGCCGAUUAUCAACGGUAGCAAUAACGAAUACAACAAUAAGAACGGGAAAUACCUCGAGCAGCCGUAUAAGAAGCCUAAUUCGCCGAUCAAAACAUCCUCGAGCAUUUUAUCUUCCAACACGAGUCCAGGACACGCACCUAGAUUAGUCAAAACCGCUGUUGGUUACGUGGAAGGUAACAAGAGUCCGAACAGGAACGGUGGAAGUCCAAAGUCUCCUCGAUCGGUUACGUGGAACAGCAACGUGCCGGAAAAAUAUUCGUUCACCAUGAGAAGAGAGUUCGAGCGUGCCAAGGAGGAAGCUGACUUGAUCGAGCAACUUCGAAACCAUAUUGAGACACGGUUGAAGAUGGCUUUGCCGGAAGAUCUCGCCCCGGCGCUAACGGAUGGUGUUGUACUUUGUCACUUGGCAAACCACGUAAGACCCCGAUCGGUUGCCAGUAUCCACGUUCCUUCGCCAGCUGUGCCCAAGUUGACAAUGGCAAGGUGCAGGCGUAACGUCGACAAUUUUCUCGAAGCGUGUCGAAAGAUAGGCGUUGAUGAGGAGGUGUUAAUGGACGCGGACGCAAUCAUGGACGUGGGUUACAUGGACGCGUACGGGCUGGAGGCUCUGGCGCGUCUCGUCUCCGCUCUUCUCCUUUUCCGUGACGAGGGGGAGAACGAUAAGAACGAAGAAUCGGCCCCAGGUUCAUCCCAUACGAUUCAGGAUCGCGUUUUAUCCGCGAUGCUUUUUCUCACAUUCCUAUCCUCCCUCGUUCUGCUCUAUUUAUUCCCCAUUCCCGAUUAAAAAUAAGAAAAAAGAGCGACCAAGACGAGCACGCCAGAGUGCAAAACGAUGGAACAAACGACGCUCGCAAGAGAAAAGCACAAUCGAAGAUUACAAUCUGGGAUUACUCCGAUAUAUAUCGAGUAUUAAUAACGAGAUUUGACAAGCGCGAUACGCGACGCGACGUGGCGCGACACAACGACUCGGCCAGAACGAUUUCUUAGAUAAUUUCAUCAGUAAUCGGUAUUUCUCGAUUCGUUUGCCAAGCCGUCGAGUCGCCCGAGAUAUAAUUUUAUCGCGCGACACUCCCCUCGUCUCUUCCAUCCAAUUUAGUGUUCUUAGAGCGGCACGAUAUUUUUAUAAUUUCUCUCUCUCUCUCUCUCUCUCUCUCUCUCUCUCUCUCUCUCUCUCUCUCUCUCCCUUCCUUUUUCUUUACAUCCUCUCGUUUGCUUUACGUCGGGGUGUGAAGAAAACGGGGUCGAGUGUCGCGCGGAAUCAUCACCUCCUUGGCUAAUUGCGAGCUUAUUUUAACCACGAUACACAAGAAACGGGGAAAAUUGUAUCCAAGUUAUUUAUCGUUCGAUUUUUCGAAGUGUCUCGUUCUUUCGAUUCGAUGUAAUUUCUUAGCUUUUCUUUCUAUUGUGAUUUUUAAUUCAUUUCGUUAAAUGAAUCGUCAUCGAAUUCACUCGAGACACUCGAAACUUUUUGAAGAAAUAUUCUUGAAGACAAACGUUAGUUUAAUCCAAUGAGCUAUUUCAAAAGAAAGCUUUGCUUGUACGUUCGACUUAAUUUAUAUUCGAUUCUCAGCUCUAGCUUAAAAUUAAUUAGCUUAGGGUUGUUCCGUUUGUUUGCCUCCAUCGUUGUGGCUUGAGGGAGACGCUUAAAAAUUCCGACGAAUUAGUAUUCGAUAGGCCCUUAAGUAUUCGAAAGGCAGCUUGAAUCAUUACAUUUAGUCCGCCUAGUUAUAGAGAGACCGCUACGUAGUGCGUAGGUUAGUUAACCGUUUUUUGUUUUGGCAUAAGGUGUUCGACAAGAACUCGAGCAAAUUAUAUUUCGUUCUCGAGUUUUGGUCGUUAAAUACGAUUAUUUCACGAUGAAAGAAGGUAUAUAAAAAAAAAAAAAAAAAAAAUCAAAGAGCGCAAUCAAAGUUGAAAAGACGCUCGCAUAUCAAAUGGUAUCGCCUGUAUGUAUGUACCUUGAACGAAUGAAUCGUUCGUUUUGAUCGCUGGAAUCGUUACGAUCGGUGGGAUCUAUCGUCGAACAAGAUCUAUCGAGAAAAUAGUAUUUUGCUACGCGAAGGGAUGAUGGCCGAAAUAUGAUUAAUUGGUUAUUCAAUAAUAUUUCGUUCGGGAAAUUUCUCAUCUUUCAAUGUUUUUAAAUUCUGAUUUUUGUUUCGAAUAUAUAUAUAUAUAUAUAUAUAUAUAAAAUCUCUUUCGGAAUCUCUCGAAAUCAUUAUUGUGGAAUCAAGGAAAAUAACGAAACGAAAACGAAUAGAAACGAAUUUUUUAACUGUGUAUUCUUAACGGCAUCAUCCAGCACACGUAACGUGUUUUGAAUCACCAAGAUGGCGAAGUUCAAAGAGAUGAAAGGGGAAAGAAUCUUCGUGUGUACCUCAAAUGGUAGUAUUUUUUUAUUGUUCGACCAAUAUAAAUCGCCUACGGCUCUUUCAGGAUUGAUGGGUCUGUGAUAGGUAGCCUUCGAGUACUACAGGAUUCGCAAACAAGGUGCUAGAAAUCUCUUUAUGUUCAAAGAUUUCCUAUUUUGGUACGUAGGUUUAACGCACAAUUCGAACUCGAAAAAGGAAUUCUUAUUUGACAUUGUUUUAUUGUUUACGAGUUACGAUCCCUCCCCGAAGGGAUCGCGGCAACGAUAAAUUUUGCUUUCUCUCGCUCUCGAGAUGAAAAUGAGACAAGAAAAUUUUUUUCGUUGGAAGAGGAACGUUUAACGAGAGCGCUCACACCUCACACCGACCAAGCAAUUCGGUCGUAGCCUAAGAUAAUCUCCAUAUUUUCGUAUAAUUCGCGUUUGACAAAGAAAGAAAGAAAGAACAAAAAGAAAAAAUAAAAAAAAAAAAAAAAUUCGUAGUAGACGUAAAAUACGUAUAUCGUUUAGAAUAUACACGCGUCUAAUUUAUUCUACAUAUAUUCGUACGAUAAGAGUUAUAUUGUAUAUGAUAAGGAAUUUGAGGAGGAACGAAUCGCUUAGGGUGCGAUUACAUUUGAGAUUAAAAUUUUCGAAAAUCGUUCCCGUUAACAAUUCUCGAGAGUUUUAUUUUUAAAUAUAUCGACAUCCUCAGAUCGAGUCUUCGAAUCGCGAGAAAUCUUUGCUUCCGGUUGUCACUCCACGGACACGCGUCAAGUUGAAAAACGAAUUGUUUUGCAGUAGUUUAGUGCCAAACGCGUCAGACAGUCGAACCGUGUAAGUACUUACAGACAAUACGCAUCGCGACUCUGUUUCUCCCAGAUGCACAAUUUCACAUUGCUGCUAGCGUGUCGAACGAAACAAUACGAGUGAACACGUGCUCCCACAACGUAUUCUAAACGAAACAAUUCUGGGAAAUCGAUCGAGAAUGUACAAAGAAAGAAGACGAGAAACUAAAUGGUUUCCAUUACGGUCUAAUACUUGAUGAUUUACUUGUAGAAAAUUUUUUUUUUUUAUACGGUUGACUCUUUUUAAUACGAAAAUAUUCUGUAUUUUGAACUAAUAAUGAUCGCAUAGAUGCGCGUGUUUACAAGAUAACAGUAACAUGACGUAAAGAACGAAUACAUAUAUUGCAAGUAUGUCAACGUACCAUCAAAUUCAAGGCGAGCUGCAUCUUCCAGAAUCAUUUAUUCAGUUUCUUUUCGUUUCUAUUCGCGCAGCUCGCAUCGAUCAGCGGCAGAAAGUUUAUUUCUAGUCUUUUGUGUAUUGUCCUUCUUAGAUAUCUACUCCUAUCUGGUUAUAUUUUUAUUUUUAUUUUUUAUUAUAUAUUAUAUAUUUUUAUUUUUAUUUUUUAAAAUAUCUUGAAAUAUAGGUUCGAUAGGUUUUUUAACUUUUAAGUAAAAUUAGGAAAUUUUAUUUACCUAAUUUGUACAGAUCUUAGAACAAGAUCUAAUUUAUUUUUCUUAUAAAAAUUUUAAUUUUUACAUACGUUUCAAAGCAGCUAGAUAGGAUAUUUUUCAUUAAUCAAGAAGAACAAUAUUAUUUAAGUUUAUCUUCAGGUAUUUAAGUUUAUCUUCAGUUCUAGUCAAACUCGACUUGUUCUUUUUUUAUUAUAAUCUUUGUUUUCAUCUAAGUUAUAUACGUUUCUUAUUCACUGGUGACUUAACGCUUAACUCGUUACUUAAUUUUAUGUUUGUUCCUUUUAUAUGUAUUCUUCCACAUCUUUUCCGAUCAAUUUCGUCGUCAUUCGUCGACUGUUUGGGCGUGUAAAGUUCUCAUUCCUCGAAAAUAGAACGCGUUUAAGAAAACUAAUUCGUACUAAAACACAUUAUUUCGCACAACAUCAGGUUCAAUGACGACAAUUAUGUAUCAGUAUUAUUUCUUCGUGUUACAGAUCGGACAAGACUUAAUUGCAUCGAAUUAAUCGCAACCAUAAGACUGCUUAUUUCAUUUUAGUUUAUCGUCUCUUCUGUGCCCUGCCGCAAUGGUUUUCUUUUCUUUUCUUUACGAUUAGUUUUCGCUUCCGUAAGAGGCUGCGUCCUUCUCUCUCUCUCUAAUCGCGGAAAGAUGAAAAUGACAGAAAAGAGGCGCGAUAAGGAGACCGAACACGAGAUCAUUCCGUUGCAUUUUAGCUUGUAUAAUUGUAUAAUUUUUGUAAAGAACAGAGAGAAAAGAGAGCGUAUAUAUACAUAUUAUAAAAUAGAGUAUAUUAUAUUAUAUUAUAUAUAUUAUUAUAUUAUAUUAUAUUAUAUUAUAUUAUAUUAUAUUAUAUUAUAUUAUAUCAUACUGUAUUGUAUGGACCACAGAUAUAUGGUACGUUGAUGCUACGUUUCUCUUUGGUUUUUUAAAUUGUAUACGUCGCAGACUGUGAGCUUAAAAUCUUAAUCGCUUUUUCUAAACUCGGUGCUUCGUUUUUUAUAUCUUGUUGUUUUUUUAAGCUUAAGCUUUCUUGUACAAUUUUAUCGGAAAGGGAAUAAUUUUUCCUCUCUAUUGUUUAAUUCUCGGAACGAUCGCGCUCGUCCAACGAUUCAACAUCGUCCACACGUACGACCAAUCUUUUCGUGAUCGUUGAACGAUCUACGACACGAUCGCUGAAUGGAACGCGAUCGUUCUUUCUGUAUCUCUCUCUCUCUCUCUCUCUAUUUUCUCUAUGAUCGAAUCUGGAUUCGCGACCACGUUCGCCGAAUGAUUUCACGGUGACUGUGAUAACGGUGAACGUGGGCGGUGUAUCUCUUGCUUCAUUUAUACACGCUAUACGCACAAAGGGAACACGAUUACACUGCCAGAGCGAGUCGAUUCCGAUUGCAAUUCAUUGGAAAAUGGAAAAAUAAGAUAAAAAUUUUCGUACACCACGUUCACUUGAUCCGAAAAUCCUGAUUUUAAUUUCGCCCACAUGGAGCAAUUCUUUCGAGGAAAAAUCUCUCGAGGGGAUGAAAUGAAAUCGUGGACUUUCACCAUGUUUUUUGGAUAAAUGCAACAAUUUCAUCUGCGAAUAUUUUUUAUAAUAAUAUACUUUCCGUAUACUUAAGUAUUUUAAAGAUUUCAUCUUUUCACCGUUAAUUGAAUUCAUAUAAAGUGUACGAAGACUUUUUUACAUCAUUGUACAUCAUCGGCUUCAAUCCUUUACGCUUGGACUUUGCUCGAGUCCCCUAAUUUUUACAACACUUUGUAUUGCGUGAAAGAAAGAAUGAAACGCGCGAACUCGUACAAAUUCGAUUCCUUGGAGAAAAAGAAAAAAAAAAAAAAAAGAAAAAUUCCGAGUCGCGCAUCUCUUUGCGUUCCUACGUUCUAUAAUCUCGCGUCCCGGAGAACAAUCGUUGGGAAGCUCUUUUUCUCACCUGAUCGAAUAACAUUGCUACUAUGAUAUUCGAUUUUUCACUCGAGAGAGACGUACUCUGUAACACCGAUUGUACGACUACCAUAACGAUUGUAAUACUAUUUCCACUGAUAAUAAAAUAUUCUUUUGAUA